This is a messenger RNA of Lachancea lanzarotensis, 1272 nucleotides long. It is a transcript of the gene YCK3, whose product is annotated as LALA0S01e12706g1_1. Gene Ontology annotation, molecular function: protein serine/threonine kinase activity; ATP binding. Bases 1 to 1272 code for a protein of 423 amino acids. Gene Ontology annotation, cellular component: cytoplasm; nucleus. Gene Ontology annotation, biological process: signal transduction; peptidyl-serine phosphorylation; endocytosis. The record is from RefSeq and is a predicted model, not a curated record. Lineage: Eukaryota; Fungi; Ascomycota; Saccharomycetes; Saccharomycetales; Saccharomycetaceae. The transcript has a single exon.
AUGAGUGUUCGAGCACAGCACAUUGUGGGGAUCCACUAUGCGGUGGGACCCAAGAUAGGAGAGGGUUCUUUUGGAGUGAUAUUUGAGGGUGAAAACGUUUUGGGACAAGAUUCUGGGCCUGUAGCGAUCAAAUUUGAACCACGCCGUGCGGAUGCCCCGCAGCUCAGAGACGAGUUUCGUGCUUACAAGAUUCUGGCUGGAUUGCAGGGCAUCCCGCGGGCAUAUUAUUUCGGACAAGAAGGAAUGCAUAACGUUUUGGUGAUUGAUUUAUUGGGUCCGUCGUUGGAGGAUCUGUUUGAAUGGUGUGGAAGGCGGUUUUCCGCGAAAACAACGUGUUUACUGGCAAAACAAAUGAUCAGACGUGUACAGUCGAUUCAUGAACGUGAUUUGAUUUACAGAGACAUCAAACCCGAUAAUUUUCUCGUUUCACAGUACCAGCGCGAACUUCCCAACGGCCAGGUGGUGAGAAGUUGCGCAGCAUCCGCUCAUGGAGAUCCCAACCUGGUGUACGUGGUGGAUUUCGGUAUGGCCAAGCAAUAUCGAGACCCUAGAACUAAACAGCACAUCCCGUACAAAGAGCGCAAAUCACUCAGUGGGACUGCCCGUUACAUGUCAAUAAACACGCAUUUUGGGAGGGAACAAUCCCGUCGUGACGAUCUGGAAUCCCUUGGCCACGUUUUCUUCUAUUUCAUGCGUGGAUUUUUGCCCUGGCAAGGUCUCAAAGUUGCAAACACCAAAUUGAAGUACGAAAAAAUCGGUCUGACCAAACAAAAAGUGCGACCAGAAGAUCUACUGGAACGCGAUAUCCCGCAUCAGUUCGCUACGUAUCUGACAUACUGUCGGUCAUUGCGGUUCGAGCAAGAACCUGAUUACGAUUACCUCAUCUCCUUGAUGACAGAGGCUAUGCAAGAAAACGGUUACGAAGACGACGAGCAUUAUGAUUGGCUAGAUCUUAACAAUGGUCAAUCCUGGAAUAUCGGUGUUAAUAGAAGGGCAAACCUCCAUGGCUACGGUAAUCCAACUCCCAAAACCUCACAGGCGGCACGGAAAUCAGCAGUUCCACAAGCCCGUCGUGACUCAUACUCAAAAGCGCAGCGGCUACGUAACCAGAUGACCAGCCAAGCAGCUUUACGAGAUAAAAAUGGCAAUGUCAUGCAAUCUUAUGAUUCCAUGGGUCGACGCAAUGGGAAUUUUUCAGAUCGUCAGCAAAAUGAAGCAGAUUCUCUUGAAGGUCAAAGUUGCAUCAAGAGAUUGUGUUGCUGGUGUGAUUAA